Messenger RNA from Phyllopteryx taeniolatus (common seadragon), 1388 nucleotides. Its product is annotated as twist-related protein 2-like. Gene Ontology annotation, molecular function: RNA polymerase II transcription regulatory region sequence-specific DNA binding; DNA-binding transcription factor activity, RNA polymerase II-specific; protein dimerization activity. Gene Ontology annotation, biological process: regulation of transcription by RNA polymerase II; developmental process. The transcript has 2 exons. NCBI's taxonomy places the organism in Eukaryota, Metazoa, Chordata, Actinopteri, Syngnathiformes, Syngnathidae. Bases 81 to 710 code for a protein of 209 amino acids. The record is from RefSeq and is a predicted model, not a curated record.
GAAGAACGAGUCUGAGAAGAAUAGACAAAACAAAAGGACUUGGAAGUAUCCCUGAAGGAUACAAGAAGCGCUACUCAACUAUGCGAGACGAGGAGCAGACUGGCGCAGAUCAUCCAGUGGGAGCGGUGGUUUCUAGUGAGGAGAACAUCGGGAAACCACCGUCAAAUGCCUGUCCUGUCCUUGUGGCAACACCGGGAUUCCGCAGGCGGAAACGGCACAAAGGCUCACCUGGGACGGACGACGCCACCGCAGUCACAUCAAUUGAGGACAAGCCUGGAGACGACAUCCGGAUCGAUACUCUGACUGGACCGAAAAAACUCAAAAGGAGUCCUCAACAUCUGCCUUCCUCGUCGGGGCCGUGCCUUUCUCCGAUUCCAGGUCCAAGUCCUGGAGGGUUGUCACCCCUCGAGGACACACAUGGCCAGCGCGUGAUCGCCAACAUCCGGGAGCGUCAGCGGACGCAAUCCCUGAAUGACGCCUUCGCCUCGUUGCGGAAAAUAAUCCCAACGCUCCCUUCGGACAAACUGAGCAAGAUUCAGACGCUUAAACUGGCGUCACGCUACAUCGACUUCCUGUACCAGGUUCUACAGAGCGACGAGAUAGAUUCAAAGCUGAGCGGCUGUAACUACCUGGCCCAUGAGAGACUAAGCUAUGCCUUCUCCGUCUGGAGGAUGGAGGGGGCCUGGUCCACCAUGUCUGCCAGCCACUAGUCUCAUCUUUGACAAAACCGUGUUCUCGCUUGAUUUAAAAUAGGUCAGCCUUUUGACUCACAAGUCUCAGGUUUCAUCAUCGGUUUGGCUCACUGGUGAGGCAAACACAGUGACUCUUAAUGAGAAAAUGUCAUUGAAACAUCUGUUUUUCAAGCCUACCUAGUAAUUUGUUCAUUUGUAAGUCAUUGAUUCGUCUCCAGGGGGCUUUUGUUUGUGUUGUUGCCUCCAAACGAGGAUGCUAGUUCCAAUCUUUCUGACAAUUUGACCACUUUUUGAACAAGGCAGUUCAGGGACACCUUGUAAAUGAUCUUUCCUCAUGACUAAGCUUGGGUCCUGAAACUGAAGUUUCAUCCCGUGUUCUACCUUCAGCAUCGUCUUCCGCACCACAUCAAUCACCAACAUCGACGAAGCUGUUAAGAAAAGGAAUUGCUUGUGCCACACCGCCAUUUCUACCAUUCUUAUCAUGUGGAUUUUGGAUUCCCAAUUUCAAGGAUAAUGGGAGCGUCUGAAUAUUAUUGAGAACAAGGACUUCUGAGGAAUUGGAGAACAUGCAGCUAAAACUAGAUUUUGGACAAAGAUGAUGAACAGAUUGUUUUCCAUAAAAAUGGAGACAUCAGCACAUACUGUUUGCCUUUUAAAAUCCUUGUGUCCUGACAAUAAAGUUCAGUGCAAAAUUUC